Messenger RNA from Dendrobium catenatum, 1676 nucleotides. Its product is annotated as pentatricopeptide repeat-containing protein At1g11900. The transcript has 2 exons. The coding region runs from base 100 to 1374 and encodes 424 amino acids. The record is from RefSeq and is a predicted model, not a curated record. NCBI's taxonomy places the organism in Eukaryota, Viridiplantae, Streptophyta, Magnoliopsida, Asparagales, Orchidaceae. Gene Ontology annotation, molecular function: protein binding.
GCAUCGGUAAAUCAGGAGUGUCGAAUUUAAUCCUUUAUCUUUCUAGUUUCUAUUGGGUAAAUGGUCUCGUACUCUCCCGAUUAGGGUUGGCAGGCAGAGAUGAAUCGGUUUCGGAUCCUGCCAUUGCCGACGGUGAAUUUGUGUCGGUUAAGUCUUGAACUUCUCUUCGACGGAGAUAUUGGCUGUGGUUGCGAAAGCUUCCCAAGGGCUUUUUUUUAUGAAGUGGGUCGACUCAAGCCUGGAACUGGAGUAGAAAGCGGAUUCCGCAGGCACCGCUUGAGUGGAUCUCUAGGCUUCACUCAUGCAAGAUCGAAAUCGAUCAUUGGCAACCCCUUCCCAGCUAAAUUUAUGUUAUCAAGCUCAGCCAACCAGUCUGACCUAGCAACAGUAGUUGUCCAUCGCCGGAAAAUUACAACAGGCACUUCAAUCACUGAUGAUUUGACAAAGGCCUUGGAACAUUUCUUUUCAAGUGAGAAACAUGAAGUAUGUUGCGCAAAGGAAAUGUGUAGUUUAUUCAUUCAGAAACUCUCCAAAGUUGGAAAUUUAUCAGAUGCGUCGUCUUUUUUACAGUACCUUCAUGAUCGACAAAUACAUCCUGAUCUGAAUACAUACAACUUGCUUCUAGCUGCGGCAGGAGAAACUGGUAACUUUGAUCUCUUCUGUGAUAUCUUCCAGAAAUUACUACUUUCGAAACUGCCUCCUGAUUUAAUUUCAUAUCUUAACAUUUCAAAGGUUCUUCCAAGUUUGUCUGACUCAAAACUGCUAAAAUUCAUUAGUGAAGUUUCAGAAACAACAGCCCAUAGUGAUCCUACUGUAGUAAACAGGAUUAUCUUUGUCACCGCCAAGUCUGGUCAAAUUGAUAGAAGUUUGAUGAUGUUUGAAGAACUGAAGAAUCAUGAAUGUAAAAUUGACACUGUAACAUUUAAUACAGUCCUGGCUAUAUUAGGUAGAGCUGGUCGAGUUGACAAAAUGCUCUCUGAAUUCUCAUUAAUGAAAGAGCUUGGUUAUUCUCCGGACAUUGUCACUUAUGACACAUUGAUCAAUUGCCUUCGAAGGCUUGGAAGAUUGGACUUGUGUAAAGCUUUUGCAGAAGAAAUGCUUCGUAGAGGAUUUGAGUUGGAUUUGCAAGCUUAUACAGCACUUAUUGAUGGACUUGGAAGGGCAGGUCAUGUUAAUGACGCAGUGAUAUUGUUUGGUGAAAUGAAGAAGUGUCACCGUCCUUCAAUAUAUGUGUAUCGUUCAAUGAUCAGUAAUUUGAAAAAGUUUGGAAAAAUAGAAGAGGCAAUGGAUUUGUUGAAAGAGAUGAAUUCAAGUACUUCAAAGCUUGUUGGCCCUGAAGAUUUUAGAAAGAGAAGGGGCAGGGUACACGAAUGAAGAGGAAUACCCCUGAAAGCUUUUGAUUACUUAGGCUUCAUUUAAGAUGACUUUUUUUACUGUUUUAUAAAACAAUUUUUUAGUCUAAAAAAUUGUUAAAUUAAAAAAUUUUGUACUAAAAAGUUACCUCAGAAAUCAAUAAGAAAGCCGUCCCACACAAAGUCUUAAUGUAGAACUUUUGAUUGUGGCAAUGAUUGUAUCUGAUAUAUUGACCAGACAUUUAUAAAUUUUUUAGUAGGUAUGUAAAUAAAUUUAUAUUGAAGAGUAAGGGAAAUCAUAUAGAUCAAAGCAAUUAUACUUGA